Messenger RNA from Belonocnema kinseyi, 5955 nucleotides. RefSeq lists its product as uncharacterized. The coding region runs from base 277 to 5331 and encodes 1684 amino acids. Lineage: Eukaryota; Metazoa; Arthropoda; Insecta; Hymenoptera; Cynipidae. Gene Ontology annotation, cellular component: extrinsic component of mitochondrial inner membrane. The record is from RefSeq and is a predicted model, not a curated record. The transcript has 3 exons.
GUGAUUGUGAUUCAAACGUAAAGUGAAAGCGUGAAAAACUACUUAUUGUGAUUGAUAUUUCAUGCAAUGGAAAACUGUGCGUUCACCUUAUAGUUCAUUUGGCUCUUUCCUGUUUCUGACAGAAAUGACUGAACAUAACCUAGAAAUAAGGAAAAACGAUUGUCUCAACAAAGAUUUCAAUAAUCUUCAAUUAUAAUCGAUAAAAGAACGAACAAAGUCCACGCAGUGAAGCGGAAUGUAAUCAUUUCCAAAGUAAAAGACCAUACAUCCAUAAUCAUGUCGCUAAAGACUAGAGUCAAGAAAGAAAAUGCAUUAAGAAAAGAUGUAACUAAAAUUAAAAGAACUCAUGAUGUCGUUCUUCCUUUUUAUCCAAAUGAAUGUUUUGUCUGCAAAAGCACUAAUCAAUUAAAGAUAUGUGGUCGAUGUAACAUGGUAUCCUACUGUAGCUCAGAUCAUCAAAAAGAGCACUGGCCUCGUCACAAAGACAUUUGUAAUGUAAUAUCGUCUAUCCUAACUGAAAAAGGAGUCUCUCACGUCUACGAAAAUCUGCGCGGUAUUGAUUCAUCAAAAUGGAGACAAGCGAAGAUAAACCUGAUGAGUCUAAUAGCCAAGAAGUUGUCUCGACCAAUUACAGUCGAAGAUUCAGAUAUAGUUGCAUUUCCAAGAGUUUGUUUCGCCUGCUACGAUGCCAUACAAGAAAACUUACGAAAUUGUCCUGCUUGUCCGUUCGCAAGCUUUUGUGAAGAACACCGAAGCAGUUCCCUCCACGACGAAGAUUGCAUAAAAAUAAGAGAGUUCCAGGUUCAAGAAGUUUCCAGAAUGAAGAAUUUGGAUGUGAAACUUGAGCAUGCAACCUUCAAGAGAAUCGUAGAAGGGACGCCAUUUUGUGAAAAUCUACAGCCACCUAGUUCAAUAACAGAAUAUUUCGAAGAUUACAUUAAACUGCCUCUUAAACUCUACAAAGAACUCAAAAUCCAUAUCUCGUAUUAUUUGUCUGCACCACUAUCGAUAUUCAGCGCUAUUCAAAAAAUGAAUCUAGAGAUUGGCUCUGCAUUGGUUUUGCAUCUGAUAGAUUCACCCCUUUCUCUUAAUGAUUCAAAGCCCUGGGAAAUUCUUCUACAUUUACUGCCAAAGAUACAGAACUUAAAGAUUGUACUUGUUAACUCAGAGUUUCGUCCUGGUUGUACAUCUAAAACAACGGAAAUUGCCCUGUGCAAAGAUUGCAAAUUUCGGAAUAAGACACUGGUUGUUGAUGUCAACGUAUCUACAUACGGAGAUUACAAGAAUUACCGAUAUUACCAGCAGCCGGAUAUCCUCGUGAACUUUGAUGUAACAAUUACGUGUGGGCGCGUUGAGUCAAAUAAAGGAGUAGCAUCGGAUUUGGAUUGGAAAAAACUGAGUUGUCCCAUUGUAUUUUUAUCUUCGUCAGAAAUUGAAGCGUCAUCAAUAGAAUCAACGUUUCAGUCUGAUUCCGAGUUUUCUCAGGUGUAUUACAAUGGACGGAACAAUUUCCAAUCUUUGAAAUUUUCCCGAAACCUCAAAAGCUUAUGCGCAGAUCUGAAAAAUCAAUUUAUAAUCGUUUUCAAAAGACUGCCAAAAAUGAAUGUUUCGAAAAAUUGCUUCUAUCCUAGUGUUUGUCCAGUGUGUUCCUCUAAAGCUCUAAUAGUGUGUGAAUUUUGCAAGAUGAUAUUCUACUGCGGAUUUGAGCAUCUUAAAGAACAUCAGAGUCUACACAAGGAUUUCUGUGAUGCCGUUCAAAGACUGCUGACUGAAACUGGAGCUUCAAAUCCUUUCGAUAAUCUCGAAAAAGGUGAUCCAGAGUCUUGGUUAAGAGCGAAGAUUGAUCUGAUGUACAAAGUGCAGCUCAAACUAGGAAAAGAGCGACAGCUUACGAAGUGCGAAGAACAAAUGUUCCUGUAUACCAAAACCUGCUUAAUUUGCCACAGUGGUGAUCUGAGUAAUUUGACGACUUGUGAAUGUGGGAUUAGUCUUUGCGAAAAACACACAGAUAACUUGAGGCAUCAACAACUUUGCAGAGAUUUAUUGCUGUCUUUUAAACUGUCGACGACUAUGAUCCGAGCAGAUCUAGAUGUUUUAGUGAAACCUUUUAUUCGCGAAAGAACUGAUAUUCUUCCUUCUUCGAUGGAUAGCUUCAUAGAUUCGUGUUUGAGUCUGAAUAAGGAAGCAUCACAAGGAAAAAAUAAACCCAAUACCCCUGAUAUUCAGAAGAUUAUGCUUUCCGACCUCCUCUCCAGGCCUCUGACUUUUCUUUAUGCUUUGCAAAAACUAAAUUUGAAAGUAGAGAAAACAAUGGUCGUUCAUGUAAUAUGUGCAAUGGAUACUGACUAUUCCGAGACACAUUACUGGGAUUUCGCUUUAUACUGGCUGAGGACACUGAGAACCUUGAAAAUGAUUUUCAUUGGACCGAAAAUGUGUCCAGUGAACGGGGAUGAUGUUUCGAGGACGUUCAAAUAUAUGAAGAGUCGCUCUUACUUUGGAAGACUUGGAGUGGAGAUCAAGCAAGAAAGAUACGACGAAUAUUUUCAGGAUCCUUCUUUCGAAAAGCCUGAUAUUAUUUUGGGAUAUGAUCUAGACCUACAAGAAAUGUAUGGAAUUUCUAACAAUUCCAAGUGCCCUUGGAAGGAGACAAUCAUAACUUUGGCGAAACUGGAAGUACCAUUCGUGCUGACUGCAGGAACAAAAGAGCAAGCCCUUAAAGAUCACGAAAAGAUAUGCUCGGUUUUAGGAAAAUCUAUUAAUUUUGCCCUUUCCGAGCGAAAUCCAUUCGCAAGUUUAUUUCCUAGGAGACACGUCUUAUUUCAGAGUUUACGUCACUCGAAUGAUUAUAUCAUUAUCUACACUAAUUGGAGUAAAAAUUUAAUUAAGAGGCCUAGAUUAAAAAGUUCUGGGGGAGACACGAAACUAGCUGCUAGCGCAAAGUUUGAGUCCAAUAAAAGCAGAACUGGAGGAACGAUUGAGAAAAAUCCUGUAGGAGAAUCUAAACGAAGAGAGAAUUUGGAAUCUAGUUUGAAACAACCUGCCAGUAAGAAAAUCAAAACUGAUACAGGAUUUGAAAUAAAACCCUCUCAAUUUAAAACUAUUCCACGCGAUACAAAUCCACUUAAUCCAACUGGCCCAAAAAAUAUUGGAUGUAAGGUAAAACCAAGAGAAGGUUUAGAAUUUAAUUUGAAAGCAGAGGAAACUGAUAAACUAUGCGACGAAAUAGAGUGGCAGUUCGUUAAGAGAUCACCUAAGAAGGAAAGGAUGCAAAAAAAAGAUUUGCUUGAUCUUGUGAAAAGUGGUCAGGAAAAGAAAAAAGUCCAUCGAAUAGUUGCACGUACAUCGAAAAUAUCUCAAGUUGAUAAACUUAAAAACGAAACAAAACUAUCUGAUGCGAAGAAUUUUGAAAGGAAUCAAAAUAAGGCAAAACUAGCUAACGGAAAAAAACAAGGAGUAAGAAACCGGAAGGAAACGAGACUGGUCAGUGUGAAAAAUCCUGGUCCCGUACGAACACUUCUACAAAAUGCGCGAUAUAAAUCGAAAUUGGAGUCACCCAAGUUACAAAAAAUGGUAAUAUCUGGUAUGAAAAAACUUUCGGAGUCUGCAAAGAAACCAAUCAAGGAAAAAGUGAACAAGAAGGAAUUAUCUAGUAUUGAAAAAAUUGGAGAGGAAAAUAGACGCUUUCUGGGAAAGUUUGCAACUAAACUGAAUCCAUUUAAGGUAAAAAAUAUUAAGUGCGAAACAAAACCAGACAAUUCGAAAAAUGGUCAAACAAAUCAGGAUAAAACAAAACUAGCUGCUGCUGAAAAUUACAGAUGUGAAAUCGCGAAUUUAAAAACGAAACAAACUGAUAAGGAAGCUGUGGGAUGCGAAAUAAUAUUUAGAGAAAAUUUUGAGUCUGCACCAAAAGCAGCAGUGACUGAUCAGGAAAUCAAACAGGCUGCCGUUGAAAAAGUUGAAUCGAAAAUGAAAUCCUCACAGAUGAAAGAUAUGGGACUCAAGAUGCAAAAAACGAUGUCAAAUCUUUUUGAUAAAACAGAAAAUCAGUUGCAAAAUAGGAUAUUUUCUGCUACUGUAAAUAUCGGAUUUGAAAAUGAGGAAUACGAGCAUGAAAGAGUUGAAUACAAACCUAAAUCUGUUUUGGUUGUCGAUUACAAAUCCGAAAUGAACUCAGUGGUUAAGAGAAUGGAAUCAAAGACGAAUCUAGAUUACCAAUUAGAAAUCAAUUAUUUUGAAAUUAAAAGAACAGCUGACAAGGAAACUUUUGGAUUUCAAACAAGACGAACAGGAAAUUUGGAACUGAAAUCAAACACUGAUGUGGAAUCGAAUUCUCUCAAAAAUCCUAAUAAGAAGGAAAACUUGCUGCGGAAUGAACUAUCUGAUGUAGGAAAAAUAGGACAUGAGACGGAGAAUCUUGAAAAUGAUAAAUUUAAUCUUAAAUUAGAAAAGAAGUUUAUAGAGACUAAUUUCAACUUAUCCAGCAGUCUCGAUUCUACUCUUAGAAUGGACAUUUCAAACGCUCAAACAAAACUAAAUGGGAAGGAAAAUCUUGAAUGCGAAGCGAAACUAACAGAAAAUUUGGAAUCGAAAUCAAAACUUAUAACUAAAGAAUCAGAUAAGGAGAAAUGUGUUGACGACAGAAAACUAUCUCAAACUGAAAUCAGUUUCAACAAAACAUUUACCAUUCAUAAAUUCGAAUCUAGUUUGAGCAUUGAAGUGGCAAAUAGUGAAUCCCAACUAGUAGGAUUGAAAACUGGAUGUGUAGCAAGAAUAACUGAAAUUUGUCGAAGCUUAUUUAUACUUUUUAUGCUAAUCUGCAUUUGGAUUUUGAUGCAUCUGAAAUUAAAAUAUGAAGAUUUUAUUGAUUAUUUUAUGAAUCAGAAGCAAGAAACUGCUGUUGAAAAUUUCGAUUUUGAAAUUGAUGAAAGUGUUGCAAGUGUCGAGUCUACCGUAAACUUGAACAACACUCAGAAUUCUAGUUCUGGGGAGUUUGAAGUGGCACCACUCAAUUUUCAAAAUGGUGAUUUUGGAAACAAAUUAGGAGACAGUGUGGAAUGUGAAGAGCAGGUUCGUGCAAAAAAGAGUUCAAACUUCAAGGCCAAGUCCAGAUCUUUUAAUAGAAAGUUGCCCGAGGAGAAAUUCUUCUGCAGAGAGACACAUGAAUUGUUGAUGGAAAAGUUACUUUUUGAAGAGAAAAUGAAUCAUUUUGCGAAUGAAAAACUGUAUCUGCGACAAGAAUGUGAACGGGUUGAACAAGAAAAUGUCCUGAUAAAUGAUAUUAGACUUCAAAUAAACGAGGGAAUUACCGCAGAAUUCCAAGAUGAAGAUUAAUUUUUUUUCGUUUAGAAUACAGAGGAUGACAGUUAAUUUGAAUGUUGGAUUUGCGAAACAGAGGACCAGGAGCUGAAGCUGAAGAACAUGAAACGAAGUGAUUUACUGCCAAUCAAAAAGUUUUCUGUCGUAUUUGUUCACUUUUUGUCUUAUUUUAAAACUUUUUAGUGUAUUUUUUUUUUGCAUUAGACUUAAAAUUAGAAUUGUAUUUUAUUCAGAUAACUGCAAUCCACGAUUUGCAUGUUUGAUUUCCGUUUGAAAAAUAUGUCUUCAGAGGUCAGUGAUCUGGAAUAAGCCUUUCUUUUAAGUUUUAGCGGUGUUGGACUCUGUAUACUAUUUUGGCAUGUUGCGUUUAUUUUUAAAUUAAGAUUUCAUCGAAAAGUGAUAUUAUAUUUAAUUGACGCCUUUCUCCAGUAAAUGCGUAUUUAAUAAGCUAAAUAUAUCUAUUUAGAAAUUAAAAGCAUGUAUAAAGCAUUGCAUUAUUAUUAGUAAAUGCAAUUCACUCAACAAAUUUUAUACUAAUUUUUGCCUGUUGAUUUUCAUUUAUGUUCAUAUUUCCCUUAAUGGUACAUCUUUACUAUUUUUAUACAUAUAUUACCAAUUGAAAAUAAAUUAAUUUUUUAA